Molecule: messenger RNA, 1587 nt
Organism: Coccidioides immitis RS
Lineage: Eukaryota; Fungi; Ascomycota; Eurotiomycetes; Onygenales; Onygenaceae
Product: isochorismatase family hydrolase
Exons: 4
Coding region: 166-753 (195 amino acids)
Source: RefSeq, a predicted model, not a curated record
GAAGAUUCCCCCGAUUGUUUAUUAAUCCAAUUUCCUCUUCGUGGGCUCUCCCACCUUGAUCGAAAAUUUGAAUUUUUUGAUAUCCAGCAAGAACACGAGAAGGCACUCACAGAUCAGAGCUGACAGAACGUUUUAUCCCGACCAAUACGGAGUAUAUCUACGGCAAUGGCUCUAUUUAGAGAUAUGGCGGGGAUCCCUCCCCUCACGGCGUCAACUGCCGAUAGUACCCUGAUCAUCAUCGACGCGCAAAACGAAUAUGCCAAUGGUCUUCUCAAGGUUCGCUCUGUCGACCAAUCCCGCGCUGUCAUCUCUUCUCUUCUCUCCAAAUACCGCGCCGCUGCGCAGAAAUCCGAAAAAUCAAACAUCGUCCAUGUUCUCCACAAGGUACCGGAGGGUACUCCAGUGUUCACGCCUGGCACCCCGCUGGCGGAAGAAUUCGACGAGCUGAAACCACUGGAUGGGGAGAAGGUGGUUGUCAAGGAGUUCCCGAGUUCGUUUGCGAAGACGGGGUUGGACGAGUGGCUGAAGGGAAAGGGAUGCAAGAAAGUGGUGUUGGUUGGAUACAUGGCCCAUGUUUGUGUGUCAACAACAGCUCGGAGUGCGAACGAGCUCGGAUAUGAUGUUGUUGUUGCUCAGGAUGGUGUUGGUGAUCGAGAUCUCCCGGGAUAUAAUGGUGAAGAAGUGAAGAAGAUGGCGCUCCUAGAGAUUGCAGAUUUCUUUGGUACCUUGGUGGAUAGUAAAGAUAUCAACUAGGGAAUUGGUGGGUGUGUAAACUGGCAUUAUAAAUCACCGCCAAAAAAUAAAUGUGAAUAUUGCAAAUAUAUACCUCGAACAGAAUAGUUUGCCAAACAUUCGUUGUACAUAUUUACAUAGGCAGAUUCCAGGGAUUCAGAACCCAAUCACUGCAAAAUAUUCUGGGUCCAUUUGCUUGUUAGGCCGGUGUUUUGAUAAGGAAACUGAAUGAGUGCGAGUGCGCCUAUAUCAAGUCAAAGGACGGCCUUUGCCAACUAUCAGAUAACCAGCGGUAGUGUCGCAGGCAACGCAAAAGCCUUUUUAGCCUCUGUGCUAAUUCCAGCAUAUCGCAUCGCUACUCCUUCUCCAAGUUGAGUGCAACGGAGGCACAAAUAUCCCAUACCGUGCCAGAAAGGCCUUCUGGCUUCCUCGGCGGAAUGUGGAACGGACAUGGAAUGUCCUCGUGUAAUUGCUUAAAUCGAAAUAGGCAUCCAGAAGAGUUUCAAUCAGCGGAAGGCGGUAGGUGUGCUUCGCCGUUCCAAUACAAGGUUGUCCUCCAGAAUGCACUCGGGUUUGGUUCAAACUCCGGAAGCAAAAGUGAGCGCCUCCUCCCCACAAAUUGCGCGCAUGUGUCACCUUCAGUGGUUGCCGAGUGAAUGUCAUCGAAAGUACUUCCGAAAAAUAGGCCCGGGUCACGCAAAAGAAGAUCGAUUAGAUGAGAUUUUUCAGCCCCAGGAGCAUACAAAAAUGUCUCUUUGGCAACAAGUGCAAAGGCAUCUGGAUCUUGAACUACGUUGAACCCAGCAUACUUUAGCAGCUUCUUAUCCAUGUCAUUAAAAACAGGAUCUUGAGCAU